CAGACUCCUUCCACCAGCUCCGCCCCCUCUCCCCAAUUAUCGCCCCCUCCCCCGCAGCCUCUGGCGUUGCCAUCCCCAUUGCACAGAUGAGAAUGGCGAGGCUAAGGUAGGUAAGAUGACCUCUCAUAGUAGGACAGGUGCCAGGUGGGCCCGCGUCCCCUCACCGGCUGUCUCUGCGUCCCGCGUCCCCGGCCGCGCCGCACCUACCUCCUGCCCUCGCUCAGCAGCCUCCCCUCCACGGGCGGCCAGCGCAGCUUUGCGAGGGUGGGGAGGAGAGCCGGAGCCCAGCCCAGGGGCGUGGCGGCGCGGGAGGCGCGCGCAGCGCUCCGGGAUUUGUAGUUCUCCCUAGGCUCUUUGCGGCACCGCACGCUUAGAGCAAACUCCAACUCCCAGGAGGCAUUGCAGUGAGCCCUCCAGCUCCCCGCCUCGCCCCCUCCAGAUCUCAGACCUGCUGGCCUUAAAGGGGACGCGGCCUGAGUGGCGGUUCGCGGGGUGGCCCCCGCUCCGGCUCCUCCCCGUUUCCCGCACCUCGCCCCUCCCCACGCUUGGUCCCGCAGCCCCGCAGCCCAGCGGCGGAGCUGCUGACUCGGGCUCCCGGGGUUCAAGCUUGUGCAGAGCUGGGUGGGGAAUUUGGACUUUGCAGUGAAAGCAGCAUCCCUGCCAGCUGGGACCUGGCGGAGGGCGUCCCCACUCCAGGGGGAGCAGAGGACUCGCCCUGACCUAGCCUGGCCUAGCCUAGCCCUGCCAGGCCUGAGCGCCCCGCCCAGGAGCCGGCUCUGAGGCCGGGGCCACCGAGGUCCCAGAGCGUGGCGCCAUGGACAAGAUCCUGGAGGCGGUGGUGACGUCCUCGUACCCCGCGAGCGUGAAGCAGGGGCUGGUGCGGCGCGUGCUGGAGGCGGCGCGGCAGCCGCUGGAGCGGGAGCAGUGCCUGGCGCUGCUGGCGCUGGGCGCGCGCNAGGUGCUGCGCACGGUGUGCGAGCGCCCAGGGCCCGCUGUUUGCGCGCAGGUGGCGCGGCUGCUGGCGCGACACCCGCGCUGCGUCCCAGACGGCCCGCACCGGCUGCUCUUCUGCCAGCAGUUGGUGCGCUGCCUCGGCCGCUUCCGCUGCCCGGCCGAGGGCGAGGAGGGCGCCGUGGAGUUCCUGGAGCAGGCCCAGCAGGUGAGCGGGCUCCUGGCCCAGUUGUGGCGCGCCCAGCCCGCCGCCAUCUUGCCUUGCCUGAAGGAGCUGUUCGCUGUCAUCUCCUGCACAGAGGAGGAACCGCCGUCUAGUGCCCUGGCCAGCGUGGUCCAGCACCUACCAUUGGAGCUUAUGGAUGGUGUUGUCCGGAACCUCAGCAAUGAUGACAGUGUGACAGACUCUCAGAUGCUGACUGCCAUCAGCAGGAUGAUCGACUGGGUGUCGUGGCCCCUGGGGAAGAACAUUGACAAGUGGAUCAUUGCACUGUUGAAGGGCCUGGCCGCUGUUAAGAAGUUCAGCAUCUUGAUCGAGGUUUCACUCGCCAAAAUUGAGAAGGUUUUCUCCAAGCUGCUAUACCCCAUUGUCCGGGGAGCUGCCUUGUCUGUCCUCAAGUACAUGCUUCUGACCUUCCAGCACUCCCAUGAGGCCUUCCACCUGCUCCUCCCACACAUCCCUCCCAUGGUGGCCUCUCUGGUCAAGGAGGACUCCAAUUCGGGGACCAGCUGCCUGGAGCAGCUGGCGGAGCUGGUCCACUGCAUGGUCUUCCGGUUCCCAGGCUUCCCAGAUCUGUACGAGCCUGUCAUGGAGGCCAUUAAGGACCUCCAUGUUCCCAAUGAAGACCGCAUCAAGCAGCUGCUGGGGCAGGAUGCCUGGACCUCGCAGAAGAGUGAGCUGGCUGGUUUCUACCCCCGGCUCAUGGCCAAGUCAGACACGGGCAAGAUUGGUUUAAUCAAUCUGGGCAACACAUGCUACGUGAACAGCAUCCUUCAGGCCUUAUUCAUGGCUUCUGACUUCAGACAUUGUGUGCUCAGAUUGACUGAGAACAACUCGCAGCCCCUGAUGACCAAGCUGCAGUGGCUCUUCGCCUUCCUGGAGCACAGCCAGCGGCCUGCCAUCUCUCCAGAGAACUUCCUGUCUGCAUCCUGGACACCCUGGUUCAGCCCCGGCACCCAGCAGGACUGCUCAGAGUACCUGAAGUACCUGCUGGACCGGCUACACGAAGAGGAGAAGACGGGGACGAGGAUCUGCCAAAAGCUCAAGCAGUCCAGCUUGCCCUCCCCUCCCGGGGAGCCCCCCAGUCCAAGCCCCACGUCUGUGGAGAAGAUGUUCGGAGGCAAGAUUGUGACCCGGAUACGCUGUCUCCGCUGCCUCAACGUCUCCUCCAGAGAGGAGGCCUUCACGGACCUCUCUCUCGCUUUCCCCCCCACCGAGCGCUGUCGCCGCCGCCGCCUGGGCUCGGUGAUGCUCCCUGCAGAGGACCUCGGGGGCCGGGACCCCCCACCACCCUCCCCAGCCCAGGUUCCAAGCAGGGUGGGUCCUCGGAGGCAGAGGAAACACUGUGUCACUGUGUCCCCCCCCUCCGUCCUGGACAUUGAAGGCCUGGGCCCCCAGGGACGUGGGGGGCAGAGCAGUGGGGAGGAGAAGGUGGAGAAGGAGGAGGAAGUAGAGGAGGAAGCACAGGAGGAGGAAAGGACCCAGGAGGAGGAGGAGGAAGAGGAGAAAGAGAAGGAGGAGGAGGAGGAGAAGGCGGAGAAGGAGAAGGAGGCCGAGACCACAAAGGAGAAGGAAGAGGACGGCCCGGAGCCAGGGAGCCACAGGGGUGCCGCCGCCCCCGCCGGAGAGGGUUCCCGCUCCGUGCUGGACCUGGUCAACUACUUCCUGUCCCCCGAGAGGCUGACGGCGGAGAACCGCUACUACUGCGAGCCCUGCGCUUCGCUGCAGGACGCCGAGAAGGCGGUGGAGCUGAGCCAGGGGCCGCGCUACCUCAUCCUGACCCUGCUGCGCUUCUCCUUCGACCUGCGCUCCAUGCGGCGCCGCAAGAUCCUGGACGACGUCGCCAUCCCCUUGCUGCUGCGCCUGCCUCUGGCGGGGGGCCGCGGCCAGGCCUACGACCUGUGCAGCGUCGUCGUGCACUCCGGAGUGUCCUCGGAGAGCGGCCACUACUACUGCUACGCCCGCGAGGGCGCCGCCCGCCCGGCCCCCUCUCUGGGCGCUGCCGACAGGCCCGAGCCGGAGCACCAGUGGUACCUGUUCAACGACACUCGGGUGUCCUUCUCCUCCUUCGAGUCUGUCAGCAACGUCACCUCCUUCUUCCCCAAGGACACGGCCUACGUGCUGUUUUACCGGCAGCGGCCCGGGGAGGGGCCCGAGGCCGAGCUGGGCUCUCCCAGAGGCCGGACGGAGCCCACGCUCCACAAAGAUUUGAUGGAGGCCAUUUCCAAAGACAACAUCCUUUACCUGCAGGAGCAGGAGAAGGAGGCCCGAAGCAGGGCGGCCUACAUCUCUGCACUCCCCGCAUCUCCGCACUGGGGGAGGGGCUUCGACGAAGACAAGGAUGAGGACGAAGGCUCUCCGGGAGGCUGCAGUCCUGCCGGUGGCAGUGGCGGUGACUUCCACAGACUGGUCUUCUAAUGUGGACCCUGCCCCAGCCCACCGCAGGGGAGGCCUUGACCCUUUCCUUCUGGGAACUGGGUGGGGACCGAGGCAGAGGCGCUCUGCCAGGUGGGGUCUGAGGGAGACUGUGGGGGCAGGUCCAGCCCUGAACACAGGCCCUUCCAAGGGCAGGAAAGAUGGAGAGGAAGCUUCUGGGACACUGGUUCUCAGCCUGAAGGGUGUGCAGAGACGCAGAGACAGAGGUGAGAACCAAGCGCCUGACACUGGGCCUCAGGCCCUGACACUGCGAUCAGCCCUAUUAAGACGUCUCACCCAAGUGUCCUGGUCAACUUGAAGCAGCGUAGAUGGACACUCUCUGGGCCUUGUCCCUCCGUCCCCCCAGCAGACUACGUGACGGGGCUGAACUUCACAGCUCUAGUGUUUUGUCAUCAAACAGCAUGUCCCUCCUCACUCCUUUCAGACAGUCCUGUCGCUCUGCAGUAUAAAAAAGCAGAGCGGGAUCUGGGGCCUGUGUGUCGUACUGCGGCCACCUCUUGGGCUCUCUGAGGGCGUUCCAGAGCCGCCGUAUGGGGUUGCCUGCACCCUCGAUGGUACUUUGAGGGGAGUGUAGGGGGGAAGCAGCCUGGCACGGGAUCAGAGACUGUCCAUGCAUAGAGGGGAGAACAGUCCCCCCCACCCCACAGCGGGAGACCCUUAACCCCCAAACCCCAUCUCCCCUAGCCUGCCUCAGUGCCUGAGAUGCCACCAUUUGCAUCCCCUUUCUGGUGAAGAUAGAGAAUCCUUAUUUUACUGCAACUAUGUUUGUGUUUCUCCUGAAGCCAUCGUCUGACCUGAGGAAAGCUGGCUGGCUCAGCGCCUCAUCAUUUGAGCCGUGGCCUAGGGGCUGGGGGGGGUGGUUUGGUGAGGAGCAGAUAGUGACCUCAUUGUGCCCUGACACUGCUGUACCCUUCUACAUGGAGAGAAGAGACUCGGGGUCUCAAACAGGAAUAAAAAUAGGUUCUGCGAAGUC
Molecule: messenger RNA, 4580 nt
Organism: Ailuropoda melanoleuca (giant panda)
Lineage: Eukaryota; Metazoa; Chordata; Mammalia; Carnivora; Ursidae
Gene: USP35
Product: ubiquitin specific peptidase 35
Exons: 11
Coding region: 815-3589 (924 amino acids)
Biological process (GO): protein deubiquitination
Cellular component (GO): nucleus; cytosol
Molecular function (GO): cysteine-type deubiquitinase activity
Source: RefSeq, a predicted model, not a curated record